AACUCCGCCCACUUCGGCUUUAGCCUUAGGGAUGCCCGGGGAUGCUCGGAAGCGCGUGUUCCGUUCCCGGUGAGGCGGGAAUCUAGCGAUUUGUUUAACUGAUUCAUGGAUGCAAAGAAUGAAAAUGUUUUCAUCAUGAAGAAAGUUCCUAUUUAAUUUGCCUACAUUCUGAUCAAGACUUUGAAGUGUAACUUGAAGAACUCAACAUGGAAUUUAAGUAUUAGUCGCCUCUGAUAGUUCCUUUUAUCAUGAUUUCCAGUCUGAAAAUUAACCAGUCUAAGUUUAUCAAAAGACAUUGGAUCCAAAGUAGGAUAAAUGAGAGAGAAAUGUUGUUUAAUGACUGCCAAUGCCUUGGAGGAGGGAAUAUAGGAGUCAAAGUUGGAUGCUAGUUAUGUUUUCCAAUUAUAGUCAGUGUUUCCUCUGAUAUUCCUGUAAAUCUCAUCCUGAAGAGCUUUACAUACUUAAACAUCUGUUGCAAAAGAUGGAAGAAAGAAAUGGUGAUGCAAAAGCUUUUUGGAGGGAGCUAGAAGAGGAUGGAAAAGUGGACAUGAUAUUUGAACAUGUGCAGAAUGUACUAUUGUCACUCAAACAAAAGAUCAAAGAUGGCUCAGCAACAAAUCAAGAAUAUAUCCAAGCCAUGACCCUGGUGAAUGAAGCAGUUACAAGUAACACUUUACUAUUGAUAAAGGAUGAUGAUAUAACUGACAGAGAAAGUGAGCAAGAAAGGAAGUCAAGUGUUUUACCUCCAGUGUCUCACGAAGGCUCCAAUUUGGAAGACUCCUUGAUUUUAACCGUAGAGGAUAUAGCAGUUCUAACUUUGGAAAAUGAAGUUUCAGAUUAUGAAGAGAAAAUACUAUCUUUGCGUCUGUCUUAUCAGAAUCAUAUCUGCUGUGAUACAUGUCUGUCGAACAUACCUCUCACCUCCAAAGUGGAAAACCCACUUAUGAUCCCCAUCUUGAGUAGUUUCCAAAGGCGACAUGCAAAGACAAACUCUAAUUGUGCUGCAUUCCAUGUGAAUUAUAAAACCCCUUGUGGAAGGAGUUUGAGGAACUUUAAGGAAGUCCACCGUUACCUGCUUGAGACAGAGUGUAGCUUUUUAUUUUUACAUCAUUUUUCUUUCAAUACCUAUGUGCAGUUGAACAGGAAUAUGCGGAAGAAAGAAGUUUUUGUUUCUGACUCUGAUAUUAGCCACGGAACCGAAUCUGUGCCUGUUACUUUCUGUAACGAAAUCGAUAACAGAAGACUGCCACACUUCAAGUACCGGAGGCGGACGUGGCCACGUGCUUACUACCUCAACAAUUUCUCUGGCAUGUUUAGUAAUUCAUGUGACUGCUCAAAAGGCUGCAUGGAUAUAGAAAAAUGUGCAUGCCUGCAGCUGACAGCAAAGGGCUAUGAUGAGAGUUCUGCAUGGUCAAGUGUCAAACCCACUUAUGGCUAUAGCUAUAAAAGACUGCAGCAGCCAGUACCCAACGGAAUUUUUGAAUGCAGCCUCUUGUGCAAAUGUGAUCCGAGAACAUGUCAGAACAGAGUUGUCCAGCAGGGUCUCCAGGUGCGCCUUCAGGUAUUCAAAACUGAGAAGAAAGGUUGGGGAGUCCGCUGCCUUGAUGACAUUGACAAAGGGACAUUUGUUUGCACUUACUCAGGGAGAUUACUAAGCAGAGCUGGCCUGGAAGAAAUUGGCUCUGUUGGUGGAAAAGAGGAAGAAGAGGAGGAGGACGCUGCUGCCAACGACAGCGGAUCCCCAGCACUUUCUAAAAAGAGGAAAACGGAAAUUCUUUAUUCUGAUCCUGAAAUUGAGUUUGUCCAGAUUGAAGUAGGAGCAAUUCCUGGAGACACAGAGACUGAGGAGUACUUGAUUCAGCUCAGCAGUGAUGCAAAUCCAUCUAUUCAGGGUGAGAAGUAUGAAUAUGAUCUAAGAAUUGAAAAUCAACCAGCCACUAGAAGACCUAAAACUAAAACAGCCCUUCUUCAAAACUUUCGGGAAAAAAGGGGAAUUGUUACCCUGGAGUGUGGUAUAAGCUCAGAAGAGGAGGAUGAAACUCAGUCACCGGAAGUCCAACCAACCCCCAAUACCAACGAAAAGAAAAGGGAGUCAAGCUGCCCUGGUGAAAAUUCCAAAGAGAAGCUGCUGACCAACUGUAUCGUGCUGGAUAACCAUCAUGGUAAAGAAGAAAGUCUAGUAGAAAACAUGUGUGAUCAGGCGGCCUCAGUGUGUGAUAUGAGUGGGAGAAAGGAAUGUGAGGUUCAGGAGCAAGGCUCCCAAGAGGAAAGAAUGCUGGAGAAGCAAAAUCAAGAAAUCCUUUGUGAUGAAGAGUCACUGUCUGAAACCCACAUCGAUGUUUCUGAGUCGAUGAAGAAUCUUCACCAAGAUGGCAUUUACCUGUUGGAUGCUACUAAAGAAGGAAACGUGGGUCGCUUCCUGAAUGUAAGCUGUGUACCAUAUUUCUUCGUGCAGAAUGUUUUUGUGGAGACACAUGACAGAAAUUUUCCAUGGGUGGCAUUCUUUACAAAAAGGCAUGUGAAGGCAGGAACAGAACUCACUUGGGAUUAUGGUUAUGAAGCUGGAAGUAUACCUGAGAAAGAGAUUCCUUGUCAAUGUGGCUUUCACACUUGUAGAAAAAGAAUAUUAGAUGAACAUGGAGUCGCUUCCCCCCAAACACUGCCCCCAGAGGUCCGGUUUGGGCUGGGGAGAUUAUCACUCCAAGCACACCAGUUCACCAAGAGGAAGCAAAGGACCGUGAGUUUGAAUCAAGGAGAGGCGUUUGAACCAGAAGCCCCAGCUCCUCCCAAGUACAGUGUGCUUCCACUGCACCACACUGCCCUUACGGCAGGAAUGAAAAAUGAUACUGGUGCGGAUGUUUUAUUAAAGGACUGGUUCCGGCGGAGUGGAAAGUCUCGCAGGCAGAAAACCGACAUCCCACCAGGAGGCCAAGGGCUGCCGGGGCUGGCUUACGGGAGAGGAGGGGCUUGGAGAGCCUCGGGACGCCCCACCAGGUCCUGCUUUGACCCAAAGCCCUCCCCGCCCUGCCAUCUCUCCCAGGGCCAGACGAGCCCAGGCUGCUGGUCAAUCAUGGACGAGGCCGUAAGAGACCCCGCGGGUAUCUUCCAAGAAAGGAUGGUAAAAAUAACUUGUGAUCUGUGUCCUCAAGAUGAUGAACGUGGUAUACUAUAUGUCUCACAAGAUUUGGAAUUAGUAGCACACCAAAAUUGUUUGUUAUAUUCUUCAGGACUUGUGGAAUCUGAGGAGGAUCAUCCUUGCUUAAAUGAUCAGGACAGACAUUUUGAUGUGGAGCUAGUGAAAGAGGAAAUCAAUCGAGGAAAGAGAUUGAAAUGCUCAUAUUGUCUUAAGAAAGGAGCUACUGUGGGAUGUGACAUUAAAAAAUGUUCCAAGAAUUACCAUUUCUUCUGUGCCAGACAAGACCAAGCAAAAAUACAAGCUGAUGAACAUGGUGGAACUUACAGAGUGUUCUGCCAAAAACACACCGUUGGAAAAAACAGCCGUGUUUCCCCAACAAAAGUUGAUAUACUGAAGAAAAUGAAAAAUGCUGGGCUCAUCGAAAGUUUAUUUGAAUCUCUAUUAGAGGAUCUUGAUGGGAUUCAUUUCAAGAUUAAGGACAACACCACCUCAGAAAAAGAAUUACAAGAAAUUGCAACCUUACUUUUUGACUGUGCCAUAUUUAGAAAAUCACUGAGGAAAAUAUCUGCAGACACUGUGAUAUCAAAACUUCAGAGUGAGCAGGAACACCUGCAGAAGAAGAUAGAAGUACUCCAAGACAUUGGAGAAAACAUGUUUCCUCUUCAGAAAGAUAUAUAGCAUUAAAUACUCAGCUGGUUCUUGACCUUUCUUUUUAACCUACUGUUUCUUAAACUGGGGACUUGUGGGGAAUUUUUUAAAAAUGUUUUAUCAUUGUACUUUUCUCAUACUGUGACCUUCCAAUGAUUUUUUCCUCCAUUUCCAAGUAGAAUCCUCCCUUGCAACUUUUCCCCAAUUGAUUGUGAACUCAUUGAAGGCAGGGAUUGUCUUCUGCCUCUUUUUGUAUCCUCAACACUUUUAGCAUAAUGCCAGGCACAUUGUAGGUGCAUAAUGUUUAUUGAUUGAUUGGUAACAAAUAACUAGACAAGCCAACACAUUUUACAUGGAUUUAUGUGAACGUCAUAACCUUUAUUAUGAAAUAAUCAGAUUGAUUCUGUGACUUUUUAAAAAUUGGUGCUUUGUUAUUGUUCAGUCGCUUCAGUUGUGGCGGACCCCAUUUGGGGUUUUCUUG
Vombatus ursinus (common wombat) is the source of this 4265-nucleotide messenger RNA. RefSeq names its product SET domain bifurcated histone lysine methyltransferase 2 (gene SETDB2). Gene Ontology annotation, molecular function: protein binding; histone H3K9 methyltransferase activity; DNA binding. NCBI's taxonomy places the organism in Eukaryota, Metazoa, Chordata, Mammalia, Diprotodontia, Vombatidae. Gene Ontology annotation, cellular component: nucleus. The coding region runs from base 482 to 3814 and encodes 1110 amino acids. The transcript is spliced from 26 exons. Gene Ontology annotation, biological process: negative regulation of gene expression; heterochromatin organization. The record is from RefSeq and is a predicted model, not a curated record.